AUGGCUCCGCGGGCGAGCGCGCGCGCGCAGAGCUCCAGGCGCGGGAAAAAGCCGCGCGCUGCUGCGCUGGAGAAGGAUAAGGGGGAGAAGGGGAGAGAAAGUCGUACUCGCCUCGACCUCGACCUCCGCCGGGAAGCAGGUCCUGCCGGCUGCGCUGCUCGCCUGGAAGCAGAUCCCGCCGGUGAGCCUCCUCCCCGCCUGGCAAGACCCGCCGGCGACGCUGCUCCCCGCCGGUCUCCUUCCUCCUCGACGAGCUCAUCCCCGCGGGUCGUGCUCCUCCCCGUCGGGAAGCAGGUCCCGCCGGCUGCACUGCUCGCCUGGAAGCAGAUCCCGCUGGCGAGCCUCCUCCCCGCCUGGCAAGACCCGCCGGCGACGCUUCUCCCCGUCGAUCUCCUUCCUCCUCGACGAGCUCGUCCCCGCGGGUCGUGCUCCUCCUCGCCGGUCUCUUCGCCUUCGUCGCCAGAAGCUCCUCCCCGCCGGUCUCCUCCCAAGGGUCAAUCUGAAACUGCAAGUGGAACAGAGGGAGCAACUGUCUUGAGAAGGAAUUCAGAUGAUGUGGGAUGGGAGUAUGGGGUUCUUGUUGAUCCGAACAACAAGGACAAGGUGAAGUGCAUACUGUGUGACAAGCAAAUGUUUGGAGGGGUUUAUCGGUUGAAGCAACAUAUCGCCCAGGAAGGAAAGAAUGUGAAGAAAUGCCAGGGCACGAAGACCACCAAAGAGAAGUUGCUAGAGGCUCAAGAAAAGUGCAAGAAAGCACUAGAUGAAGCAAAAAGGAAGAGGGAGGAGAAGAUUGUUCGUGAGCUAGAACUUAUAGAGGAAGUUCAUGUAUCUAGGGUUCUAGGGUCAGAGGAAGUCACUUGUGUUGGAAGUUCAGAGCCUCACAAAUUAGGCCCCAUGGACAAAUGGACAAAAGCUAUUGAUCCUACAGCAACCAAAUCUAAAUCUUUGACUCAACAGAAGCUGAACAAGGAACUUUGGAAAGAAAAAUUACAUGAGUUCAAGCAAAUGUGUGAAGCAAUUGAACAAUUUAGGCCUGGAAUUGAACCUCCAACUAUGUUUGACCUGCGAGGAAGAUUGUUGGAAGAAGAAUAUGCAAGAACCAAGAGUUUGCUGCAAGAACGUGAAGCCGAGAAGUUGAAGAAUGGGUACUCUAUUAUGAUCGAUGCUUGGUCAGAUAAGAAGAGGAGAAGCAUAAUGAAUGUGUGCACUAAUUGUGUUGAUGGAACCGAUUUUAUUUCCUCAAAAGAGAUGUCAGAUGUGUCACACACAAGUGAAGUCAUCUUUGAACUAGUGGACAAAGCAAUCGAAGAUAUUGGUCCAAAUGAUGUGGUGCAAGUUGUGACUGACAAUGCUUCUAACAACAUGGGAGCAAAGAAGCUACUGCAUGAGAAGAGACCACAGAUCUUUUGGACCUCUUGUGCAACUUACACAAUCAACUUGAUGCUCCAAGGAAUUGGCAACAUGCCUCGGUUCAAGAAGGUGAUUGACCAAGCAAAGGCAUUCACCAUAUUUGUCUAUGGGCACACAAGAACACUAAAGUGCAUGAGGUACUUCACUGAGGGCAAAGAGAUAGUAAGGCCAGGAGUGACUAGAUGUGAGCCGUCCAUGGGUUUUGUAUAUGGAGAACUAUUAAAGGCAAAGAGACAGGUCAAAGAGGCCCUUGGCAAUAAUGAGUCCCGUUUCAAGGAUGUUAUUGCUGCUGUUGACAAGAAAAUGGCUGGAAGACUUGAUUCUCCAUUGCAUUUGACAGCUUAUUUGCUGAAUCCACACUACAAUUAUGCUGACCCUUCAAUCUUUGAUGCUCCCAAAAUGACAGAAGGAUUUAUCAGUUGUGUGGAGACUUUUUAUUGUCAUGAUGAAGACAUGCAAGAACAAGCUGUCAACAUUGAACUCCAGAAGUAUCAGAAUAGAGGAGGACCAUUUAGCAAGAAGCUUGCAAGGACCUUUGAAAACUUUGAUUAUAAUCCAGCAUCAUGGUGGCGGCUUUAUGGAACUGAAACACCAGCUCUACAGAAGAUGGCUACCAAGAUUCUAUCUUUAACAACAAGUUCUUCUGGUCGUGAAAGAACUUGGAGUGGGUUUGAUGGGGUGCACACUAAGAAGAGAAAUAGGCUUACUACAGACCGCCUCAAUAAGUUGGUCUACAUUCAAUUCAACAACAGGCUGAUUAAUAAGAGAGCAAAGAUCAAGUCAAAGAAAAUUACUGAUGUUCUCUUGUCUAGUGAUACAACUGAAGCUCAAGGUUUCCUCCAAGAGAAUGGAGAUGAUUGUGCAUUAGUUGUCUUUAGAGAUGAGGAAGAACUCAUGGAAGGUACAGGGAUACCUUGGUCUGUGCUUAGAGAUGCAAUGGGAGCAGAAGAACUAGAGCUGCGUAAAAGUGCAAGGGUGAGAGAGCUCUAUGAAGAAGAGUUUGAGUCCGAAGAAGAAGAGUUUGAUGAAGAUGAGGAUGACUAUGUGAUGGAUGAACCCUACUGA
Miscanthus lutarioriparius is the source of this 2475-nucleotide messenger RNA. NCBI's taxonomy places the organism in Eukaryota, Viridiplantae, Streptophyta, Magnoliopsida, Poales, Poaceae. The record is from the annotation of a GenBank genome assembly.